AUGGGGGAAGCAGAAGCCACCGAAGCCAUCCGACCGCGGACGCCGGAUCUUGAAGCCGGAAGUAACAGUGGAGAUGGAGGAAACCGAGCUACUACGACUGGAACGUCAGGUUGUCAUCCGGAGAUGCGCAGAAUCCGAAGUGUAUCUAAUCCACAUGACAAUUAUGAUCCUGAAAUCGGAUGGGAUCAGGUCAAGGCUGAUACUCGACCCGAAAUUGAUCAACGACAACGCAGUCAAACGUAA
Messenger RNA from Sphaeroforma arctica JP610, 243 nucleotides. RefSeq lists its product as hypothetical. The transcript has a single exon. The record is from RefSeq and is a predicted model, not a curated record. Lineage: Eukaryota; Ichthyosporea; Ichthyophonida. The coding region runs from base 1 to 243 and encodes 80 amino acids.